Molecule: messenger RNA, 6532 nt
Organism: Anguilla anguilla (European eel)
Lineage: Eukaryota; Metazoa; Chordata; Actinopteri; Anguilliformes; Anguillidae
Product: sodium-driven chloride bicarbonate exchanger-like
Exons: 28
Coding region: 339-3614 (1091 amino acids)
Biological process (GO): regulation of intracellular pH; monoatomic anion transport; bicarbonate transport
Cellular component (GO): basolateral plasma membrane; plasma membrane
Molecular function (GO): solute:inorganic anion antiporter activity; monoatomic anion transmembrane transporter activity; sodium:bicarbonate symporter activity
Source: RefSeq, a predicted model, not a curated record
CUGGAUUUCUGUUGCCUGUUUGGUGCAUACACGAGGAUGCAGCUAUUACAGGACAUAAUUUGUGUUCGGGGCGACGACAUUGCUUGCAAGAAAUCACGCAGAACGCACAUAUAGCCCAUAAUCUAUCAAUGUUCCACUCCACUCAGAAAGAAGCAUAGCGAAUUUACUCGUCAGAUGAACCGUAUAAUAGCAUGAUAAUGUCUAAACGUAAUUCUUACUGCUAUUAACAUUGAUACGGUAUAUGGAGUUUUCCCGAUCCCACGAUAUAAGAGUCUUACAGGGAUACUGGAAGGUAACAUCGCGCAUAGAAAUAAGCACUGACAUAAACUCAACGAAAAAUGGACAUUAAGGACCAAGGAGCACAAAUGGAGCCGCUCCUGCCAACGGUGCACAGCCCUGAUGGAGUCCCAAGUGAGAGAAAUGACGAGGAGGCAGUGGUGGACAGGGGUGGGACCCGCUCCGUGCUGAAUACCAACUUUGAGAAGGAGGAGCUGGAAGGCCACAGGACGCUCUACAUAGGCGUGCACGUUCCUCUCGGGAGCAGGCGGACGCACAGACGACACCGGCAUCACGGGCACAGGCACAAGAAGAGGGACAGGGAGCAGGACUCCGGAGUGGACGACGGUCGGGAAUCUCCCACUUACAACACGCCCUCACAGAGAGUGCAGUUUCUCCUGGGCACCGAGGACGAUGACGAGCAGCACAUCCCCCACGACCUCUUCACCGAGCUGGACGAGAUCUGCCUGCGUGAGGGGGAGGACGCAGAGUGGAAGGAGACCGCCAGGUGGCUGAAGUUCGAGGAGGACGUGGAGGACGGCGGGGAGCGCUGGAGCAAGCCCUACGUGGCCACGCUUUUCCUGCACAGCCUGUUCGAGCUGCGCAGCUGCAUCCUCAACGGCACCGUACUGCUGGACAUGAAGGCCAGCUCGCUGGAGGACGUAGCAGACAUGGUUCUGGACCAGCAGGAGGGUUCCGCCCCGUUGGGCGAGGAGGUACGUAAGAAGAUCCGGGAUGCCCUCCUCAAGCACCACCACCACCAGAACCACAAGAAGCUGGCCAACCGGAUCCCCAUCGUCCGCUCCUUCGCCGACAUCGGCAGGAAGCAGUCUGAGCCGCACUCCAUGGACAAGAACGGUCAGACGGUGUCUCCUCAGUCCCUUCCCAGCAGCACCGAGGGGAAGGGGGACGUGAGCCGGGAGAACAGCGCCGUGGACUUCAGCAAAAUAGACCUUCACUUCAUGAAGAAGAUCCCUCCGGGCGCGGAGGCCUCCAACAUCCUGGUGGGUGAACUGGAGUUCCUGGACCGGCCUGUGGUGGCCUUUGUGCGCCUCUCCCCCGCGAUCCUGCUUAACGGGCUGACGGAGGUGCCCAUCGCCACUAGGUUCCUGUUCAUCCUGCUGGGCCCCCCCGGGAAGGGGCCCCAAUACCACGAGAUCGGCAGGUCGAUCGGGACCAUAAUGACCGACGAGGUGUUCCACGACGUUGCGUACAAAGCCAAAGACCGGAACGAUCUGGUGGCGGGCAUCGACGAGUUCCUGGACCAAGUGACCGUGCUGCCGCCGGGCGAGUGGGACCCGUCCAUCAGAAUCGAGCCGCCGAAAAGCGUGCCGUCUCAGGAGAAGCGGAAGAUUCCCGCGGUGCCCAACGGCACGGCCGAUCUGAACGAGCACGGCGGACACGGGGGCCCGGAGCUGCAGCGCACGGGGAGGCUGUUCGGAGGGCUGGUGCUGGACGUGAAGCGCAAGGUGCCGCACUACCUGUCGGACUACGCCGACGCCCUCAGCCUGCAGUGCUUGGCCUCCUUCCUCUUCCUGUACUGUGCCUGCAUGUCCCCCGUCAUCACUUUCGGGGGGCUGCUGGGGGAGGCGACGGAGGGCCGCAUAAGUGCCAUUGAAUCCCUUUUUGGAGCCUCCAUGACAGGAAUUGCCUAUUCCCUGUUUUCAGGCCAGCCGCUCACCAUCCUGGGCAGCACGGGCCCAGUGCUGGUGUUUGAGAAGAUACUGUUCAAAUUCUGCAAAGAAUACGGGUUAUCCUACCUCUCAUUAAGAGCCUGCAUAGGCCUGUGGACGGCCACCCUCUGCCUGGUGCUGGUCGCCACGGACGCCAGCUCGCUGGUCUGUUACAUCACGCGCUUCACCGAGGAGGCCUUCGCCUCCCUCAUCUGCAUCAUCUUCAUCUACGAGGCCCUGGAGAAGCUGAUCCACCUGGGGGAGACGUACCCCAUCAACAUGAACAACAACCUGGACAAGCUCACCCAGUACUCGUGUGAGUGUGUCAGGCCCCCGGACCCCAGUAACGCGACACUGAGUUACUGGACGGAGAGCAACAUCUCAGUCUCUGAGCUGGAUUGGCAGGGUCUGAACGUCAAGGAGUGCAUAGAGAGCAGAGGGGAGUUUGUGGGCAGUGCCUGUGGUCCACACGGGCCGUACAUCCCCGACGUCCUCUUCUGGUCCGUCGUGCUCUUCUUCUCCACCGUCGCCAUGUCCGCGUUUCUGAAGGACUUCAAAACCAGCCGCUACUUCCCCACGAAGGUCAGGUCCAUCAUCAGUGACUUUGCUGUCUUCAUCACUAUCUUAACCAUGGUCUUGACUGACUAUGCCUUAGGAAUCCAAUCCCCAAAACUUCAGGUCCCCAAUGAAUUUAAGCCAACCAGAGAUGACCGUGGCUGGCUGGUCAACCCGGUGGGCCCCAACCCGUGGUGGACCACCAUCGUGACGGUCAUCCCUGCCCUGCUCUGCACGAUCCUCAUCUUCAUGGACCAGCAGAUCACCGCUGUCAUCAUCAACAGGAAGGAACACAAGCUAAAGAAAGGCUGUGGGUAUCACCUGGACCUGCUGGUGGUGGGGGUGAUGCUGGGCAUCUGCUCGGUGAUGGGGCUGCCCUGGUUCGUGGCCGCCACCGUGCUCUCCAUCUCCCACGUCAACAGCCUGAAGCUGGAGUCGGAGUGCUCCGCCCCCGGGGAGCAGCCCAAGUUCCUGGGCAUCCGGGAGCAGCGCUUCACCGGCCUCAUGAUCUUCCUGCUCAUGGGCUGCUCCGUCUUCAUGACCUCUGUGCUGAAGUUCAUCCCCAUGCCUGUGCUGUAUGGAGUCUUCCUGUACAUGGGCGCGUCAUCCCUGAGGGGUAUACAGUUCUUUGACCGCCUGAGGCUUUUCGGCAUGCCGGCGAAGCACCAGCCCGACUUCAUCUACCUGCGGCACGUCCCCCUGAGGAAGGUGCACCUCUUCACCAUCGUCCAGCUCAGCUGCCUGGUCCUGCUGUGGGUCAUCAAGACGUCCAGAGCGGCCAUCGUCUUCCCCAUGAUGGUGUUGGCUCUGGUGUUCAUCCGGAAGCUUCUGGAUUUCUUCUUCACCAAGAGGGAGCUGAGCUGGCUGGAUGACCUCAUGCCGGAGAGCAAGAAGAAGAAGCUGGAGGAUGCCGAGCAUGAGGAAGAGCAAAGCAUCCUGGCUGAAGAGGAGGGAAUUGUGCAGGUGCCAUUGGAAGAUCAUUAUAAGAAUGACCCAUCCACAGUGAACAUCUCUGAUGAAAUGUCCAAAACUUCUUUUGGAAACGUCUGGAAGUCUCUCAGUACAGACAGCUCCAAGAAAGAUCAAAGCUCAAAAAGCUCCCUUUCCUAACCUCUUAGAAGCUGAUUUCCGAAAGCGUUUCCAAGAGCAGGGCCAGAGGGAAAAAGAAGACCGAUCUGGAGAAGGACUUGGACCGGGAGACGAGUCUGUGAAGUUCCCUUUGAAGUUCCCCUUGUCACUGUGCUUUUUAAAUGGAUGAAUAUAGCGUGCCGCAGUACACAGUCGGGUAGACCACUUCUGCGUGUUUUCGUCCUGUGAUCCUCGUACUUUGUGUGAACUGUUUUUUGAUGCAACUGAAUCUGUGCUUCUUCAAGAGGCAAACAUGUAUCUAUUACGAUAAGUUUUCUUUCUUGUGUGUGUGUGUGUGAACUUACAGUAAUACCAGCAAAUGAAAUACGAUUUCAAUCUUUCAAACCAGAACACCACAGAUUUAUACCAGUUUAGUGUUCCUUUUGUUCAGAGAUAAUUCACCAAAUCCAAGUAUUAUUUAUUUUGGAGGGAAUUUAAGUUUUUUCGUAAGGUGAAUCCGCCAAUUAAAUUGUUAUAAUUAAAAUACAAAUAUCAGUGAAAAACUCUGACCCAAAAUAUGCUUUCUUUGAAAUGUUCUAGCCAAGUGAUGGAGAAGAGGGAGUUGAGGAGUGUUUUGUGCUUGAUAUAGAUCAUUGCAAAGUCGAAGAGAUCUGAUACAAUUAUAAACCAAUUGUCGCCAAAGUGAAGGCUGAGACACGGAGGAAUCAUUCGAUUACAUUUUUGCUCCCAGUGAUGAGGGUGUGUGGUUCAGGAAGGGGAGUGCAUUGUCCGGAGUUUAAUAGAUUUCUUUCCCUUUGGGAUGAAUCCUGUGGAAUAGCCUAUAACCUCCAAUGAGUCUUCAUGAUCUGUCACUGUAGGUUUCAUGAUCAGUAUUUAUGUUAGUCCAUGGCCUAAAUAAGAUGUGUGAUUCAUGUAUCAUUGUGGUUUUAUUCUUUUACGAUAUUCUACCAGUCAACGCUGUUUGAGAUUGCACAAGUGAAUACAGUAUCGAUUACUAUCAUCUAUACUGGAAACAUGUAAAGAGGAUGGGAUCAUGACUGCUUGGAUGCAAUAGAACAUCAUUUUGAAUAUCCUUAUGUAUAUUGUUCUUUUGUUAGUUGCAAUUGUUUUUAAAAUACUUUUUGUAAAUGUGUUUUGGUAGCAUCUUGUGUCAAGGCCACAUUAUUGUAGUAAGUUUCUUUGUUGCUUUGUUGCUUCGGAGUAUGAAGCCGUUAUAGUCCUUAAUUAGAAGAAAGGUGUUAGGAAUUUCUUUAUGUUCCUCAUAAAAAAUGUAUCUCCAUUUCAAUGUAUCUCCUUGAGGCUACAUAUUUUUGAACCGCCACACACAAAAAAGAAAUAAACACUAUUCUGUUUAGUCCUAGCAACAAUUGUGAUAUGGUUGUUUUACAGACUUAGGAACAUCAUCUUUACUGAUCAGUAUGAGGAGCAAUUUAUAUGUUGUGAGAAAAGGUAAAAGACUAUGUUGAUUCAUACAAAAAGUGUGUAUUUUUAAAUGUUUUGUAUUUCUUUUUUUCCAAAAGAUAACGGAUUGCUACCAUUUAGAAAUUAUAUUGUAAAAACAACUGUGAUUAAACUUAAAAACAUGAGUAUGCCUGAAGUACUAACUAAUAAUAAAUAUGACAACAAGCUAAAUAUUUUACAGGUACCAACUUUGUGCAUGAAUUAAUCAAUAUUGUAAACCUGUCAUUUCAAAUGGAGAUCUGUAUAUAGAAUAUGAAAUAUUCAAAGAGGGUUAAUUAUUGUAUAAUUUUGUGCGUGUAUGAGUCAUAUAGUUAUUUUUAUUUUUUCCUUCAUUUCAACUAAUUUCACAAGGCACAUUGUCAUGUAUAAUCUUUUUUUUUUUUUUUUUUACACGACAUUAUGUUUACACACAGUUCAUUUACGAUAGUGGUGAAAGAUUAUUUUGUAAAACAUUGAACAGUAUGUACAGGCCGGUACACAAGAAAGGGUUGUUUUGGAUUUAUUGUACAUAAAUCUGACUUUGGCGAAGAUCGCUUUCCUUCAAAAAGGUCGUCGCAUACCUUCUGAUUUGUUGGGGCCUAACAUGGUUAACCACGGAUUCUUUUUAAAGUUGUUGCUUCAAUUAUAGCUGUGUUGUAUGUAAUCAUGAGGAUGUGAUAUGCCACCAGUUUACUUUGCACCCCUGCAGUGUUUGACUUUCCGUGUUUGAAACUAAUUUUGCAUGUAGCUGGUAAGCAGGCAAACUCUCAACAGUAUGUGUUUCGAAGUCUCAUAUCACUUGGAGGAAUUUUAGUCCAAAGAAUGUGACCUUUGCUUCACAAGUGACAAUGACUGCAACCGUUGAUGUGUUCUCAACAGAUUAUUUUCAAUAAGUGUACAGUCUAGAUGAAGAUAUUAACUUAACCGUGACCUGUGUCUUACAGGAUUCAUGGUUAUUCAAAGACAAUACAGAUGGCAAUAGUACAUUUUUCCUAAAAGGGCAAAGUACAUUUAUUUUAUUUAAAGAUUAAAAUUGUUUUAUUGUACAGUCAAUAUUAUUUUGUUUGCAUAUGAAAUGUACAGUAAGUGUAAUUCCUAAAAUGUUAUCCAUGUAACCUCUUGUUUCAUUUAUACAAGAAAUAGGACACAAUUAACUGGAAAGCUGAGUUUCGAAUUUUACCUUUGUACUGUCUUGUUUGUGUUUCUGAUUUGUAAAAUUAUUGUUAUAAAAUAAUGUUAAAUGAGACAUCCAAUCAAAGAUCAUAGUCUUUCAUUUUAGCCAUUAUUUAUGCCAGUACAACUUCUUGUCAUAAACCUACCAUUUUUUAUUAUUUUUGCCUUAAAUGUGCAAUUUUAUGGACUUGAGAUUCACCGUUCACCGUGGAAUAUGAAUUUACCUUUGUUUAAAAAUGUCAUUUAUUACAAAAGUGUUUAUGUGAAGAACCAAUAAAUUUAUUUAAACACUCUUUUCAAUUAACCUCUCAAACACACAUAAAAUA